GCUUGCGAUAUGCCGAGGUGGGCCAUACGUCCAGCAAUUUGCCAUAGCAGUACCCCUUAAGUGAGCGACAGAACGAUGGCUUGCACUCUUCCCCGUCACUGUCAAACGUUGCGGGCAGCGGGCGCUUGUAAUAAACAUCCAGAGCCGUUGCACUGACUUGUUGAUCUCGGGACGGAAGACUAUCAUGACUCUGUCCACGAUCUGGCUCACAGCCGUUUUGGCUGCUUCGACAAGCGCUGCAUCUUCACUGACUCGUCGAGCCCUCGAUGUGCUCGUCGAGACUGACCUGGAGGUCGUCACCCCAUCCGUCAGGAAUCUGUUCACCCAGGGCCUGAACACUACCGACCCCAAGAAUGAGACUUCCCGUUGCAAGGUAUAUCCAGGGGAUGCCGCCUGGCCAUCCGACGAGGCAUGGGAACAGCUGAAUGAGUUGACUGGCAACCGCCUGAUCUCAAGACCUACGCCUCUUGCUGCCGUAUGUUAUCCUGCUCACCCAGACUACGAUGCCGCGCAGUGUGCGACCUACUCGGCGACGUGGACUCAGUCGUACACGCACAUGAACGACCCAAUCGAGAUGAUGUCUCCAGUCGCUCAAGGCAUGACCUGCACAGCACCAGUCAUCUUUGACAGCCACAACUGCACCCGCGGAGGAUUCCCGGCCUAUGUUGUUAACGCCACCGAGCCAAAGCAUGUCCAGCUUGCGGUCAACUUUGCCAGGAACUCGGGUGUACGACUCAUCGUCAAAAACACCGGCCACGACUUCCUUGGCAAGAGCGGCGGUAAGGACGCCCUGAGCAUCUGGACACACUACAUGAAAGAUAUUGAGUAUAUCGAGGAAUACGCGGAUGAAGAGCUUGGCUACACUGGCCCAGCAUUCAAGACCGGCACAGGCGUGCAAGCUUUUGAAAUUUACAAGGCUGCAGAUGAAAAAGGACGUGUGGUUGUUGGCGGAGAGGGCGAGACUGUUGGCGUCAUGGGAGGCUACAUCCAAGGAGGUAAGUGCGACUUGCAUCUAGACUUCGCAAUACUAACGACAGCAGGUGGUCAUUCUCCAUUGACCGGUCUUUACGGUACUGGCGCAGACAACGUGCUUGCGUUUGAGGUCGUCACUGCAGAUGGCGAAUUUGUGGUCGCCAACUCGACCUCGCACACUGAUCUUUUCUGGGCACUUCGCGGCGGCGGCGGCAGCACCUUUGGCGUUGCGACCUCAGUCACUGUCAAGGCACACCCCGAUCUCCCCGUCACCGCCUCCCGCUUCAGCAUCUCCUCCAAGCAGACAGGCAACGAGACGUUCUGGGCCGCCAUCCGCUCCUAUCUCGACAUCAACAUUGCGAACGCCGAUGCCGGGACCUACACGUACUGGAUGAUCAUCCCCUCCAAUGGAUCCUUCACCUUCCAAUUCUCACCCUUCUUCGCGCCCAACAAGACCCUCGACGAAACCACUGCCCUGCUGCAACCCUGGUUCACCAAGCUCGACAGCCUGAACGUCACCUACGCCCCGAACCUCACCUACUUCUCCACCUUUUAUGAGGCCUGGCGCUCGUCGUUCCCGCUCGAGUCGGUGCAAAAAGCCAACGUCGCAACGGGCUCACGUCUCUUCCCGCGCGCCAACUUCGAGACGACAGAGAAGCGACAGGAGCUGUACGAAAACAUCCGCGAGUCGAGCGAGAAGGGCCGCGUGCAGGUCCACUUUAACAUGCAGGCCAAGUCUACCGCUGACAACGCGGUGAACUCGCACUGGCGCCCGCUUGUGUCGUUCUCGAUGCAGUCUGUGCGCUGGCCGAUCAACAGCACCGCGGAGGAGAUUCUGCGGCUGAGGAAGGAGUUUCAGGCGGUCGAUAUGCAGAGGUGGAGGGACAUUAGUCCGGGCGCGGGGAGCUACCUGGCCGAGGCUGACAGGCUGGAACCAGACUUUGGACAGGCGUUCUGGGGUGAUAAGUACCCAAGGCUGUUGGAGCUGAAGAGCAAGCUAGACCCGAAGGACGUGUUCUUUGCGACCACAGGUGUUGGCAGCGAGAGGUGGAGGGUCGAGAGUGAGGACGGGCUGCCGAAUGAGAACGGCAAGCUGUGUCGCGUGGAGUGAGAUUCUUUACGAUUUGAGUUUAUUCUAGUUUGCAUAUUGGGUAUCAUUGCUCGUCUUUUGAGAAUCGAACAACCCCGUUCCA
Boeremia exigua is the source of this 2165-nucleotide messenger RNA. Its product is annotated as FAD/FMN-containing isoamyl alcohol oxidase-like protein MreA. The record is from RefSeq and is a predicted model, not a curated record. The coding region runs from base 185 to 2083 and encodes 632 amino acids. The transcript has 2 exons. Lineage: Eukaryota; Fungi; Ascomycota; Dothideomycetes; Pleosporales; Didymellaceae. Gene Ontology annotation, molecular function: FAD binding; oxidoreductase activity.